Bubalus bubalis (water buffalo) is the source of this 594-nucleotide messenger RNA. Its product is annotated as zinc finger protein 705A. NCBI's taxonomy places the organism in Eukaryota, Metazoa, Chordata, Mammalia, Artiodactyla, Bovidae. Bases 41 to 457 code for a protein of 138 amino acids. Gene Ontology annotation, biological process: regulation of DNA-templated transcription. The record is from RefSeq and is a predicted model, not a curated record. The transcript has 6 exons.
GCGUCACAGCGCGGGGAGCUUGACACCAUCUCCUGGCGAGAUGACAGGAGCUGUGAACCCUCGGGACCCACAGGGACCAGAAGUCAUUGAACUGCCCUUUGGUGAGAAUAUACACGAAGACAGGGCGACCAAGUUCCAGACAAUGGAACCCCAGGAAACAGUGACCCUCAAGGAUAUCGCUAUAGACUUCACCGAGGAAGAGUGGGCCCUGCUGGACACCUCCCAGAGAAAGCUGUUCAGAGAAGUGAUGCUGGAGAGCAUUAGUCAUCUGGUCUCUGUGGGGCAUCAACUCUGCAAAUCAGAUGUGAUUUCCCAGCUGAAGCAGGGAGCAGAGUUGUGGAAGGAAGAGAAAGGAUUUCCCCAGUGCCCGAGUUCAGACAGGAAAGGUGACCCUGUGAGACAAGAAGAAAUAUUCCUGCAAGAUACCUGCAAGGAAGACUUAUCUAAUUGUAAAUGACAUGACUGUAGUCAACCUGUCAUCAAAUCCUGUUCUAGUCUCUGAGAGCUCUCACUGCCUGGGGGCUACAAGAAGUUCACUUUGUUUUCAUCUCAAUCAUAUUUGACUUGUAACACUGUAAUUAAAAGUUUUUAAAA